GUCAGCCACACUUACAAUGAGCAUUCCAAGUGGAACUCUGUAUUAACAAUUUUUUUUUGGCAAUUAACUUUUAUGAUUGCAAUAAAUGCGGAAGAAACAAAUGCACAAAUUGAUUAGAUGUGUUAAUUUAAGUGAAACUAAUCGGCGUUAGCUCCCUGUAGUUCCAACUCGCAUGAAUGUGGCACAAUCGCAAUACUACGAUUGCAACUAACGUCAACGUCAGCAAAAAUCUUUGAUAUCAACUGUGAAGGCGACUCAGUGUAAAAAUCAGUUUAGAGACACUACUUAAUCCACAAUCAUGGCUAGCCCAAGAACGCGACGAGUGCUGCAAGAGCUAAAGCCACAGGACGAGAAUUCGAAAUGCUUCGAGUGUGGCACUCACAAUCCCCAAUGGGUGUCGGUUACUUAUGGCAUCUGGAUAUGUCUGGAGUGUUCGGGCAAGCAUCGCAGCUUGGGCGUUCAUCUCUCAUUUGUGCGCUCCGUGACCAUGGACAAAUGGAAGGACAUCGAGCUGGAAAAAAUGAAGGUUGGCGGUAAUCGCAAUGCCCGCGAAUUUCUAGAGGAUCAGGAAGAUUGGAACGAACGCGCGCCCAUAACGCAACGAUACAAUUCCAAGGCAGCCGCUCUGUAUCGAGAUAAAAUUUCAACUCUGGCUCAGGGCAAGAGUUGGAAUCAAAAGGAUGCCGAGGCCCGCUUGAGCAGCACUAAUUCUUCGUAUAGCUCUAACAGCUACAGCGGCUCCAACAGCAGCUCACAGGGCCGCGCUAAUGCAACAGGUUACAGUGGCAAUGGCAGCGGCGGAGGCUAUCAGAAUGGUGGAGGUGCUUACAACGAGGCUGGUGGCUAUCAGCAAUUCCAGACACAAGAGUUCAAAGAUCAGAAGGAAGAGUUCUUCAAUCGUCGUCAAAUGGAGAAUGCAUCUCGGCCAGAAAACUUGCCACCAAAUCAGGGCGGAAAAUAUGCUGGAUUUGGUUUCACACGUGAUCCGCCACCGAAAACACAAUCUCAGGAGCUGAUCGACUCCACGCUGACCACUUUGGCAUCCGGCUGGAAUUUGUUCUCCACAAAUGCGUCCAAAUUGGCAAGCACUGCCAAGGAAAAGGCCGUAACCACAGUCAAUUUGGCUUCGACCAAGGUUACUGACAUAAGCAAACGUGGCUGGAACAACUUGGCGGGCGGCAACAGCUCAGCGUCUCAGGGCGGCUACAACGAUCCCAGUCUGGAUGACAAUGGCUAUCAGCGUUCCCAUUCGGUAGGCGGCAACUUGGCCGGCGGCCUAGGACAACAGAGUGGUGUUGGCGAUAGCGACUGGGGUGGUUGGCAGGAGAAUGCCAAUAAUAAAACGCAUCUAACUAGCUCCAGCUCAUAUCAGAAUCAACUUAGUAGCAAUGCCGGCGGCACACCCACUGGCGGUCUCACCCAAGACGACGAUUGGGCUGGUUUCAAUUCCACAAAUUAUCAAAAUUCCGAGACUUCGUAUCAAAAUACACCGUCUGGCGGUCAGCCCGUUCGCCGAAAUAUGAAGCUACAGGAGACUUCGCAGAAAUUGAGCGAAGGCUUCGACAAUCUGGAUGUGAAGAAUGUGAAAGCCAAGACAGCUGCUUCGUCUACUGGCAAAGCGAGCGCCGAGGAUGAUGCAUGGAAUUUGUUAAUGAAUUAGCAAAUAGAAGUAAACCAUUAUUGAAGUGUAUUGUCAAAUAACUUAAUUUGUUUUGUAUUAUUUUUUAUUGUUGUCAUCUUUUUGUUUAAGAAACUAGCUUAUUCGUGGGCGCAUUUAAUGUAAUUUACGAAUAUGUUCCAACCUAUUUUUACCAAUUUCCAACGAAGAGCAGUUAUAAUUUCCAUUAUUUUUACAGGUUAGACCAAUUUUGAAUAGAAAUAAUACAAAGCGAAUUAAUAUGCAAAAA
Molecule: messenger RNA, 1907 nt
Organism: Drosophila navojoa
Lineage: Eukaryota; Metazoa; Arthropoda; Insecta; Diptera; Drosophilidae
Gene: ArfGAP1
Product: ADP-ribosylation factor GTPase-activating protein 1
Biological process (GO): regulation of endocytosis; regulation of ARF protein signal transduction
Cellular component (GO): Golgi membrane
Molecular function (GO): GTPase activator activity
Source: RefSeq, a predicted model, not a curated record